UUCGAUUUCUAUUUUUUUUUUUUGCAAAAAUUCAGUUUUUCAAAAUUCAAUUUUUCAAUUUCUGUGAGAACUAAUAUGCAAUGCAUAUUACUCUCAAGAAACCCAAUACUCGAAAAGACUCACCCAAAAAUAAUUUUAACCGCUAUAAAAAACCAAAACUCGAACCUAAACCAUUUUGAAAAUAAAUUAAAUCCAAAAAAUCCAUUUUUCAAACUUCAAAAUUAGCCUUUUCGACCCAUUUUUUCCCAAAUCAAAACUAAAACCCAACUUUCCGGUUCCAAAUUAAAUUCUUUCCAUCAAAUAAUUAUUUCGCAACUUUCAGAAUGCUAAAUUAAUUAAUUAAAAAAUUCCAAAACACUUUUUUCAUCGAAAUAAUUUAUUUCAAAAAUUUGAUUCACAAAAAACACCCUAAAUUACUCAUUUUUCCGAAGAUUUCAUCGUAAUAAAAUACCCCAAACCGCUCAAAAUUUUCAAAAUCGCGUGGGGCAACUUUCUGGAUCAUCCCCAAUCACUCCGCGACCCUUCAAAAAUCCAAAAUUUAUUUUUUCGAAAUUCUUUGAAUUAAAAAUAAAAAUAAAAUUUUUUCGGCACCUCCCCACGAAAAAAGGACUUCCGGUGGUGAAACGACACCAAACCGAAUUGGCUACGACCAAUCAAAAGCCCUAAUCACGCGCGUGCCCACCCCAUAAAACCAGUUUUGCAAAGUAUGCAAAAUUAAUUAAAAAACUUUCUUAUCAAAACACAUUUCACUUGAUGAGUUGAUGAAUGUUUCUAAGCAAAUGCCGUUCAGUUAAUUCGAAUAAUUUAAUUAUUUGCAAGUGUGUUCUGAAUAUCAAAGUUCAAAAUCGAAUGAAAAUGUCAUUAGUAACAAGUAUUACGAAAAAUUUCAACGCCACGGUGUACGGUGAAAGAUUUAUGCUGUAGUUCGUGUAUCCUGUUGCGUGGGAAUAGAGCUUGUUGUGGUAUCUACGAUUCCAAAAGAGGACGAGUAAGAAAAUACUAACGAAAAAUUCUAAUUAAAUUUCCAGAUAUUUUAUUUAUUUUUUUUUGAAAAAUAAUCUAAUCUUCAUUUGUGUGUAUUUUUGUGUGCCUUGUGUGUGUAUUAAUUUUGAUUUCAGAUUUAGAUAUCGAGAUGUAUUUUCAAGCGAUUUGUGCGAAGUGCGGCGAGCCCCUCUUCCCAGUAGUACACUACAACCAGCUACACAUUUCGACUUGCCACCAUGUCUACCACCAACGAUGUGUUAGUCAACUUUUGACCGAAACCCCGAAUCGAAACCCUCGAAUUGCACGCUGUUCUUCAUCAGGCUGCUCUCGAUUCCUAGCGACGCAGGAUUUCUCGAGGAUUGACUUCAUGUUCGUCUCCCAGGAAUCAGACCCGCAUCAACCACCUCCACCAACCCCACCAGCGACCAAUCGAGGUGAAAUUGAUAUGCUGCGCGAUUUAAACCGUCAACUCGAGGCUACGAUUGUUGGAAUGACCGAAGAAAGGCGACACCUAAAAAUUCGACUAUUUAAUGCGGAACAAGAAAUUAAAAACGCGAAUGAUCGAUAUCAACAGCUCAUGAAUCAUCAAAUCGAUCGAUUACAAUCAUCAGACCAACGAAACCCAGCGACCUUUUUUCGAACUUCGAGUAUUCAUCCUCAACCUGGCGCUGGUCCAAGUCAGCUAAAUAUUCUUCGUAUGCCUAUCCGCCAAACGUUCCACUUCGAUCGAGACAAUCAACCAACCGGCUCUUCGAUUUCGGCUGAUCAUUUCAAAACGCCACCACCCCCCCCUUCUCGACCGCAGCCUCGAAGAAAUUCAUCUAAUCGCGACAAUCCGAGCGACAACGCCAGCCAAAAACGCGACCGAGACAGCACAUCAUCAGAGGACAAUAGCCCAGACAACCGCCAACAACCACCUACCCCCCGCCGCUCCAAAAAGAAGUCAAAAAUAAGGAAACCCCCACCAACACAAAUCAAGGGGACGCCGGGAUGCAAAGGAAGCUACCACACACGCUACCGCAAGCGAUGGGGUACCGAAUCAACGGAAUUAUUACCAUACUACCCUUUCAACUCGUACCCCCUCGAUUUCACCGCUGCCGGAUACAAGAUCGGAGAAGGAGAAUUUGUUGGUGCUUGGUUUGCCUAUAAUAUUUUAUUAAUUGGCGACGGGCAUAUCGCUUCCCUGGCUCGAUUCCUGGGAAGAGGGAAGGAAUACGAUGAAUAUUUAGAUCUAGAUCUAUACCGAAGAGACUUACUUUUGGAAGAUUUAGUUGCGUAUCUCAACGAAUUCGAUAGUCUACCCCCCAGGAUUAUGUUAUCCAUUGGGAACUAUGAUGUUCACGAGGGAACAACAUAUCAAGAAUUCACCAACCUGAUGUGUCAGCUGUCAAUGACCUUUCAACGCUUUCGAGUGAGAGAGCUCAUCCUCGUACCGCUCUUACCUCUACCCCUUCGCUCGAAUUACCUGCAUUCGCAUGAAAACAUCACACGAGCCUUGGACACGAAUUGGGGACUCGAAUUUGGCGCAACCACAACUCGCAUCGACCAGAUAUUCGAAGCAAUACACGCAGGCCACGCGUAUUACGACGAAUUUGGUCCAUAUUAUAACCUCGACGACUACCUGAAUGUAGCAAACCAAAUUCAUUCACGAUUCAUUCCACCCCUGCAACCUCGCCCCUCUGCUCUUCGCGCAGCGCAGGCCGCAGCAGAAGCUGCAGAGAACGCCGGUGAAAACCAGGUAAACGACCAGGCGGCAGGAGUCGAACGAAUGCAAGAAGAUGAACCCCGCGCUCCCACCUCCGCCGACAGUACAGCCAACAGCGCCGUAAAUCCAUCUUCAGGCAACCAUUCGAUCACAACAUCCCAAAAUCAAAUCUUUUCAUCUCAACAAGUUGGCAACGCGAUCAUUACUGCGGUGAAAUCAAGUAAAAUCAACGAAGAAGAACGAAAACGUCAGGAGUUGAUUGCAAACCGCCAUUUGCAAGUACAAAAGGAGGCUGCAAUCAAAGCAGAAGAAAAUCGACGACUACAACGUCAUGCUGAUAACAUCGAAGCUUUUGUCGAUUCUGUCAACAAAGGAGAGGUCAAUGAUAUCUACUUGCAAACACAAGUAUUCGAUAAACUUUGCAAAAAGAACCUCGCAAAAAAUACACGAUCUACCUGCUCCACUCCUCGAACAUCACCCAUCCCUGAUGUAUCUACUUUAUCGGUAAAUUCGCCUAAUAAAUCUUUUUCUGUUCAGCCUCAGGCGCAAGAUACGUCUGACACUUCUCAGGUAGAUGCUUCAGAAGAUAUAUCGGAGCCCAGUACAGCUUCAACAUGGCUGGAAUCCAUCAACGAAGGAGAUGAAUUCGACGAAGCGAUCAACAACGUUGUCGAUCAGAUCGAAAAUGCGCCGAAUACCGAUAACGAUAAAAAACCCGACGAUGACAAAAAACCCGACGACGACGAUAAAAAGACUGAUGAUCCAGAGAAAGACGGGCAGAAAUCUCUCGACUGAUUCGAAAUCAUCAAAAAACUAAUCAGUAUUGUAUCAGUUCAUUUUUUUUUAAUUUUAAUUUAACUUAUUUUUAGUUUAUUUUCUUUAAUUUUUGAAAAAUUUAGGAACUAUGUCAUCUUAUUUUUUAAUUUUUUGCCAAAGAAUUUAUGUUCAUGUUUAUUGUUGACCCUUUUACAGGACUAUUUUUUGUGUUUAUCGUAAUGUUUUUUGUGUUUAAUAAACAGGAGAAGAUGUUGAGAAGAAGACAGCUAUGAGUUUUAUUUUCACUGAUUUUAUCUUACUUUUUCAGAAAUGUUUCUUUUGUGUUUGCAAAAGAGAAUUUUAAUAAUUUUUUCCAGCUAUUAACACUUUAUUCAAUUUUUAGGAAUAUUUUUGACAUAAUCUUGUAAUUUUUUUUUGUAGCUUUCAACAGAGACAGAAGCGUCUCAGUCAAAAUUCAAAAUUUAACAACUAUCUAAAUUUACUUACGAUACACUAAAAUAAUGUUAAUGCAUUAUACUAACCUUGACUAUUUAUUUCGUAGAUCGAACCAAUCUAGUCACACAAGUGCAUGCUUGUAGUAUGAUCGCUGCAGGACCAGCGUAAUAAUUGCAAUUCCAUCUUCAACUUUGCAUCCUGUAAUAAAAAUGAGAAUCAACAUUGGACAUAAUUUCUUCAAAUAUUUUAUAAUGUUGUACAAAAACAAUAACUAAGCUAAGAUUUUUUUUUGUAUUUUUUUUUUUUUUGUUUAUGUCGUCGUAUAUGCACAUGUAUGAAAAAGCAUUGUAAAUUUUCCCCCUCUUUUUUAAAAUUUACUACUGGCACUGUCUACAAAUUGUACAAAUUACCUUUUACCAUCUAUUUUUUUUUGUUUUGUGUGUUCAAAAAUCAUAAUCGAUCAUUAUUUUUUUU
Molecule: messenger RNA, 4375 nt
Organism: Planococcus citri (citrus mealybug)
Lineage: Eukaryota; Metazoa; Arthropoda; Insecta; Hemiptera; Pseudococcidae
Exons: 2
Coding region: 1133-3484 (783 amino acids)
Source: RefSeq, a predicted model, not a curated record